ACAAUAGUUUAUUACAAUGGUUGAAUAUUCCUUCGUUUCUUGGCAUUCAUCUUUUUCCUGCAUUGGGCAAAUGGCCAGUGGAACCAAACGCAUCUUAGUAACCGGUGGAGCUGGUUAUAUUGGCUCACAUACUGUUGUAGAACUUAUCAACGCAGGUUAUGAAGCGGUGGUUGUCGACAACUUGUACAAUGCAUCUGCAGAGUCUUUGAAACGAGUGGGACAAAUUACUGGUCAACCAGACAAGAUUAUUUUCAAAAAGGUGGAUCUUCUGGACGUAGACGCUUUAGAAAAGGUUUUCAAAGAGUACACUUUCUCUUGUUGCAUCCACUUUGCCGGUGCUUAAGGCAGUAGGAGAAAGUGUGAAAAUACCUCUCAAGUACCACCACAACAAUUUGACUGGAACGAUCAAUCUUGUAAGUAUGCUGCAGCGUUAUGACUGCAAAAAUAUUGUCUUUUCUUCGUCUGCAACUGUAUAUGGCCUUGCGAAAACCAUGCCAGUAAAGGAAGACGCGCCUUUGGGAACAACCAAUCCUUAUGGAAAUACCAAGCUCUUUAUCGAGGAAAUUUUGAAAGAUGUCUACAAAUCGGAUAGUAGUUGGAAUGCAGUUGUCCUUCGAUACUUUAAUCCUGUUGGAGCGCAUCCGAGUGGUCUUAUUGGUGAAGAUCCUAGCGGAAUACCGAACAAUUUGAUGCCUUAUAUAGCCCAAGUUGCUGUAGGGCGCUUACCAGAACUGAGUGUAUUUGGAAAUGACUAUGAAACUCAUGAUGGAACGGGAGUUCGGGAUUAUAUCCACGUCGUUGACUUAGCCAAGGGACAUGUUGCUGCUCUCCAUAAAAUGGAGAAGAGUCCCACAGGUUGGGUGGCAGUAAAUUUAGGAACAGGCAAGGGUUAUUCAGUUUUGGAUAUGGUGAAUGCAUUCCAUAAGGCUUCAGGAAAACCUGUUCCUUAUAAAAUAGUACCUCGUCGAGAAGGCGACGUUGCAGUUCUCUAUGCAGAUCCUUCCUUUGCACAGGAGUUUCUUGGUUGGAAAGCCGAAUUGGGAAUCGAUGAGAUGUGCCGAGAUACAUGGAAAUGGCAGUCAUCGAAUCCUCAAGGAUAUAGAACAAAAUGAAUAGUUGGAUUAUGUACUAGUCGAAGAUUAGUAAAAGUAGUAACCCUUUG
This is a messenger RNA of Galdieria sulphuraria, 1162 nucleotides long. Its product is annotated as UDP-glucose 4-epimerase. NCBI's taxonomy places the organism in Eukaryota, Rhodophyta, Bangiophyceae, Galdieriales, Galdieriaceae. Gene Ontology annotation, molecular function: UDP-glucose 4-epimerase activity. Gene Ontology annotation, cellular component: cytosol. The record is from RefSeq and is a predicted model, not a curated record. The transcript is spliced from 4 exons. The coding region runs from base 420 to 1112 and encodes 230 amino acids. Gene Ontology annotation, biological process: beta-D-galactose catabolic process via UDP-galactose, Leloir pathway.